GUAACUUGGAAAGAGUCCAGUGUAACAGAGGCGAGGCAUUGGCAGCUUGCGUGUACAUUUAACUUUCUUUUUAAUGUUACGUGUAAGGACUGCUCAUUUUAAUAUAUAGGUUUACUACGCUGGGUUUCUUUUACGUUAUUUUUUAUUGAUAACGAAGGCACUUAUUUCCUACUCAUGUAGCCAUGUAGCCAGGUAUGGCUGAGUUGUUACCAUCAGGACGCGUCACUAAACUUCCGAGCAAAACAUUGGAACUGUAAUUAACGUGUGUGAGAAAGCCGGCGAAGCUGUCGGAAAUCAUUCAGAGCACUUCAUGAAGCUGUGAAGCUUGUACAGGGGCAGUUUUCACAAUGACAGAGCGGACUCCUCUCCUCAACUACCGCCUCUCAGCCAGCGCCAAUGAAUCCGAGCUGCGGUCGGCUUCGGCCGGGCAUGCCCCGGAGCAGCACCCGGGCAGCCCCAGGCAGAGGUCCACCCAUCAGCGGCAACCACAGAAACUCUCCAUCUUCUUCGGUGUGGUGAUCCCUACCUUGCUGUCAAUGUUCAGCGUGGUAGUGUUUCUCAGAAUUGGUUUUGUGGUGGGACAGUCCGGAUUGUACCAAGCUAUUGCCAUGUUCCUGGUGGCCUACUUCAUCAUCAGCAUGACCGUGCUGUCAGUCUGUGCCAUCUCCACCAACGGAGCCCUGGAUGCCGGGGGAGCCUAUUACAUGAUCAGCCGAGCGCUGGGUCCAGAGUUUGGUGGCAGUAUUGGCAUCAUGUUCUUCCUGGCAAAUGUAUGCGGCAGCGCUCUCUUUGUGCUGGGUCUGGUUGAAGCCAUUGUGGCCACCUUCGGAGUCCCUGAAGACGGGACUCUGGCCACUUUGUCCUACCAGGUCCUGCCGUCGGGCUACUGGUGGUCUCUGCUUUACGCCACAGCCAUCGCCCUGCUGUGCCUGCUGGUGUGCCUGGUGGGAGCCCACAUCUACGCCAAGGCCACCUUCCUCAUCUUCCUGGUGGUCAUUUUUGUCCUGGGCACCAUCUUCAUCAGCUUCUUUGCAGUACGCCCUCGUACCGUCGUCCUGCCCAGUUCUGCCAUAUCCAACCCGACAGCCAAUGGAACAGGCCCAGUGUUUCCCACCACAGCCAACUUUACUGGCUUCAAAUUGGACACGCUGCUCGGAAACCUGUGGGCUGACUACACUGUGGAUUACACAACAGGCACUACAAUGACCUUUGCCACCGUUUUUGCUGUUAUGUUUAAUGGCUGCACCGGUAUCAUGGCUGGUUCCAACAUGUCAGGUGAACUGAAGAAUCCAAGCUACUCCAUCCCCCGUGGCACCAUCACAGCCGUCAUCUUCACCUUUAUCAUCUACAAUCUGCUCUGUGUCCUGGUUGCCUGCUCCUGUGACCGUGUCCUGCUUCAGAGGGAUUACAGUUUCCUAAGAGACAUCAACAUCUGGCAUCCCUUUGUCACCGUCGGGGUCUAUUGCUCCACUCUCUCCGCUGCCAUGAGCAACCUCAUUGGAGCCUCACGCAUCCUCUAUGCCUUGGCCAGGGACGACUUGUUUGGUAAGGCUCUAUCUCCGGCUAAGAAGACGUCCCGCAGUGGUAACCCGUGGGUCUCGGUGCUCAUCUCCUGGUUCCUUGUGCAGCUGGUGCUGUUUUCAGGGAAGCUCAACACCAUCGCCAGUAUUGUGACCAUUUUCUUCCUGUUGGUUUAUGCAGCUGUGGACUUGGCCUGCCUCGCUCUGGAAUGGGCCUCUGCACCUAAUUUCAGGCCCACCUUUCGUUACUUCACCUGGCAUACGUGCGUGUUGGGCAUCGUGGGUUGCGCCGUCAUGAUGUUCCUCAUCAACGCCAUCUACGCAUCGGCCAGCAUCGCCUUCAUGCUGCUGCUGCUUCUGCUGAUUCACUACCUCAGUCCCACCUCCAGCUGGGGCUACAUCAGCCAGGCUCUCAUUUUCCACCAGGUGCGCAAGUACCUGCUGAUGCUGGACGUGAGGAAGGACCACGUCAAGUUCUGGAGGCCUCAGAUCCUGCUGAUGGUUUCCAACCCUCGCAGCAGUGUGGGCCUCAUCACCUUCAUCAACGACAUCAAGAAGAGCGGCCUCUAUGUGCUAGGACAUGUUCAGCUUGGAGAUCUCAGCACUUUACCAUCCGACCCUCUGCAGUCCCAGUAUGACUCCUGGUUGUCCCUGGUGGACCAUCUAAAUAUCAAAGCUUUUGUCAACUUAACAUUGGCCGAUUCUGUGCGUCAUGGGAUCCAACAUCUCCUCUUCAUCUCUGGAUUAGGCGGGAUGCGUCCUAACACCCUCGUCCUCGGUUUCUAUGACGACUGUCUUCCAAAGGACAAACUGAUUGAUCCAUCACUCUCUACCAGUCAGUGCACAGAUCCCUUCGGCCCCUCACAUGAGCUCGAGCAACGACCCCCUCUCUUCCACUUCACCUCCCUGCGGGGUUCCAUUGACAGACAGGAUAAUGGUGAAUUUGGGGACGGGAAGGUUCUAGGAUCCCAGGAGUAUGUCGCAAUCAUUGCUGACGCCAUGAAGAUGUUAAAGAAUGUGGUGCUUGCCCGGAACUUCAACGAUUUUGACCGAACCCAGGUCCUCUCACCGCCCUCUACCUUUCCGGGGAAGAGAGCUGUGUACGUUGACGUCUGGCCGGUCAAUCUCCUGCGUCCGGACAGCAGCAGCUACGUCGACACCUGCUCUCUGUUCCUGCUACAGCUGGCGUGUAUCCUCAACAUGGUGAGAGCUUGGCGCAAAGCUACGCUCCGUCUCUUUCUGUGCGUGGAGGAAGGGCGAAGUGUGAGAGGCUCGGAGGAGAAGCUGGGCCAGCUGUUGAAAGAGUUGAGAAUUAAAGCUCAAGUUUACCCCGUGCCCUGGGACCAGCAGGUGGCGCUACACUGGCAGCGCCAAGGCAAGUGGAGCAAGAAACAGCGGUCACAGUCCCCCGAUACCACCGAAGAAGAGAAGAAGCCGAGGGCAGAUGACGAAGACAACGAGGAGGAUUACGUCAAUAGCUUCCCAAGCAACGCAACGCGCCUGUCGGAUGACUACCUGUCAGCUGUCAAUAAGCUGAUCCUGGACACUGCCCAGCCCGCCCCUGCUGUGCGUUUCCUGUACUUGCCCCGCCCCCCAGCUGACACCCGCCGCUACGCCACCUACUUACACCAGCUGGAGCUGCUGACUCGGGACCUGGGCCCCACGCUGCUCAUCCACGGUGUCACGCCUGUCAUCACCACUGACCUUUAAACAAUCCCUUUUUCCUUUGCAGAGAGAUGGUGAGUUCUGCAGUGUCCCCACCAGCUGCUGAAGGUUCUCUCUGAAGGUGUGUGGACCACUGUCAGUGCAGCAUCACUGCAGAUCUCAGCAGUGCCCAUGAUAGUCACCUCUGUCACUCCAUCAGCUGCUACUUCAUCCAUACAGGAUCUACGAUAGAAGGAGCGGUCUUUAAAUAUUUUCUGGGUGUGCAGAUGCUCAGUUUCCUUAAAAUGAUCAUUCCAUAUGCCUUCAGAUCUAAAAGUGCUUUGGUAGUUAGGGAGCUAAAGUCUGGACUCAUUCCAUCAUGGACAGAAAGUUGGACGGCAUUACACCUUGGAGCAGUCAUUUGCAGGAAAUCUGCUUUUCCAUUUUAGGAGCUUAGAACAAAGGAAACAGAUGCACAGUAAUGAUGACGGUGCUACUACGGAAGUCUUCAAAGUUUUAUUCCAAAAAUCUUUUUAUGUGGGAUCUCAGGAAGACAUUCUUCUUUUUUCUAAAAAAUGACAAACUGCAUGUAGUGCAUCUCUCCAAUAAUACCGUAAACGUGUUUACAGCACCAAUAACUACUGUGAUUGUCCACAUGUCCAAAAUUACUCACCAGUGCUCACCAUUCUUGAUCUGCCUCAAUGCUGAAGUGCCUAAAUGUAUUUUAACAUGUGCUCAAGUCUACAUCCCUGGCCUUUACGUAGUGUAUUUAUGACUUUUGAAGUGACUACAGUGGCCAGAAGUGGCAUUUAUGGGAACAUAGUCAAUACUAAUACCCUAAAAUGUCAGACAACUGACUCAGUAAUGUCGACUACACUGCAAUAUCCACACAAGGUAUGCUUACUUUAGCUAAGAUUAGCCUCAAUAAGGUGCUGGUCAUACCAGACCAACUAAGGCUUUAACAACAAAACUGUGAUGUACUUUUAUUUCUUAAAUAUCACAUCCUUCCUCUUACAAAUAACAAAUUGAAAGAUUUGUAAGAGGAAGGAUGUGAUAUUUCUUCUGUCAAAGUGACAGUCUCACUUUAAGCAUCACUGUGUAUCUUAGCAUUCUGUGGCAAAUAGUAUUUCCAUUCCUUGACACUUUGAUAAUGCAAUCUGUAUCCCCUUAGAUCAAUGUCAGUUGCAGGUGUAUUGUAAAAUGAUCUAAAGAGUUGGAAGCCUUGAAUUUUGAAUCUGAAAUGUCUCUACAAAUAGAUUCAUCUUGACAAUCUUCAUCCCACUCACUUUGACACAUCUGUGGGGUAUUUAUUUUAUAUUGUGUUUCAAAUCAGAUGUAUGUUUACUUGUGGACCAACUGCAUCCUUGGACACUACACUUGUCAACAAACCAUUGACACUACAAUUCUUCAAACCUUUGUCCCGGAUUUCAGCUCUUGUCCUCACAGGAGUGCAAAGACAUUGUUUAUUGAAUAAAUGAAAUUUUAAGUGUUGAUUUCCUGUUGAAAUCUGGAAAAAUAUACGUACACAUAUUAAUAAGUUUGGUUUGAUUUAUUUGUAAAAUUGUUUCACAUUUGUUCAAAUUGGUUGGUAUUUGUUUGUGGAUUGGAAAAAGCACCAUAAAUGACUCACAAAUCAUAUUACACUGUAUUUGUCACCAAAUUCCCAACAUUCUCUUAAUAAAGUCACACAAACAUACGAACACAUAAGAAAA
This is a messenger RNA of Micropterus dolomieu (smallmouth bass), 4876 nucleotides long. RefSeq lists its product as uncharacterized. NCBI's taxonomy places the organism in Eukaryota, Metazoa, Chordata, Actinopteri, Centrarchiformes, Centrarchidae. The record is from RefSeq and is a predicted model, not a curated record. Gene Ontology annotation, cellular component: membrane. The transcript has 13 exons. The coding region runs from base 348 to 3230 and encodes 960 amino acids. Gene Ontology annotation, biological process: chloride ion homeostasis; potassium ion import across plasma membrane; cell volume homeostasis. Gene Ontology annotation, molecular function: potassium:chloride symporter activity.